UGGUUUGAAUCAGUUGCUCUCUCUCUAUUUCUUUCUUCUGGAAUUCAAAGAGUGACGCCAAAAGUGGUCUGAGAGAGAAAUUGAGGGAAUCGAGGGAGGGAAUAUUCCGAUAAGGAAACCGGAGAAUCGCUGAGAGAGCGAGCGGAAAGUGGCGGGAAUUGAAGUGGGGAUUAGUUCCUUGGUUUUUGGAGAGAGACAGAGGAGAGGGGGUUAGGGUUUGUGAUUUGGAUUGGAGAUUAGGGCUAGGUUUUCCGGCGAGGAAGAUGGCGGAGGUGGUGCUGCAUAUAUACGAUGUGACGAAUAGUGGAUCGGACAAGACGAACAGCACCAUUAUGCAGAUCAACAAGAUCUUCAAGGACGGUAUUGGCCUCGGCGGCAUCUUCCACAGCGCCGUUCAGGUUUAUGGGGAAGAUGAAUGGUCAUUUGGGUUCUGUGAACAAGGAAGUGGUGUUUUCAGUUGUCCAUCAGGAAAAAAUCCAAUGUACACAUAUCGCGAAAGCAUCGUCCUUGGAACAACAGAUUGUUCAAUCUUCAAGGUCAAUCAAAUCUUGAGGGAACUCAGUAGAGAGUGGCCUGGGUUUACUUAUGACUUGUUAUCAAAAAAUUGCAAUCACUUUUGUGAUGAGCUAUGCGAAAGACUUGGGGUGCCAAAGCUUCCAGGCUGGGUUAAUCGCUUUGCACAUGCGGGUGAUGCUGCAAUGGAAGUAGCAGGAAACACAGCAGUACGGUUUAAACAAGCCAAGACAGAGAUUGUAUCGGCGAGCAAAGUUGCUUAUCGUUUCCUUGUUGGCGUCACUAACAAUGUCAUAGCUUCUCCCGAAGCUUCUGGAAAUUCAAAUAGAGGGGCCCCUAGAUUUCAAUCAGCUUGGUUCAAAAACCUAAUCCCUAAUGGAGCCAAACCAUCUAGUAGUUCUGAAUUUGAUAGUGAAGAGAAUGCACUUCGGCAGCAACAGCAGACAGAUUCAGACUUGCCGCUACCACGACAUUCUCGACCAUUGCAGCAGACAGAUUCAGACUUGCCACUACCACAACAUUCUCGACCAUUGCAGCAGACAGAUUCGGACUUGCCGCUACCACAACAUUCUCGACCAUUGCAUAGUUAGGUUUUGUAAUUCCAUGUUUGCAAUAUGUACUAGUUGAAUCUGUGCAAAGGCCAUCCAUGUGUUAAUUGUGUAUCAGUGAAAGAUUAUUUUGUUGUUGAACUGGAUUCUGCCCAUCAAUUUCCCAGAAAACUGCAAUAUAUUCAAUUGAUUGUACGAGCUUGUAGUUGCUUUAUUGUACGAAUUGAUUUUCAUGGCUUCUGAUAAGAUUUUCUUAUGUUUUA
Messenger RNA from Rosa rugosa (rugosa rose), 1324 nucleotides. RefSeq lists its product as uncharacterized. Bases 264 to 1103 code for a protein of 279 amino acids. The transcript has 4 exons. Gene Ontology annotation, biological process: protein deubiquitination. Lineage: Eukaryota; Viridiplantae; Streptophyta; Magnoliopsida; Rosales; Rosaceae. Gene Ontology annotation, molecular function: deubiquitinase activity. The record is from RefSeq and is a predicted model, not a curated record.